AUGGUACCCUCUCGGACACGUCAUUCUGACGAAGAGUGGCUUCAGCAUCGAGCUGAAAUUCAGCGCAUGUUCCUCAAUGAGUCAGCUUCUUUUAACGAUAUUAUGCGAAAGCUCGAAGAAGACGGCUUUCCUGUAACGAAAUCGCAGCUUGAGUACAAGCUGAGGGUCUGGAGUCUUCGGAGGAGAAUUCCAAAGAACAAGGCCGAGAUCUUGUGGCAGUUUAUCGACCAUCGUCUGACCAAACGGGAAAAUCAAGGAAAACUCAGCGAAGUCAUCUACGACGGCAAAGCGAUUGUGCCGACCAAAGUAAAAAAGGAGAGAAGUCGAUAUCAAACGAUUUCGUUGCUCAAGUACCACCAAGGUGGGAAUAAGUGUCACUUAUUUCUCGUAUCUUUGCUAAAAGCUUCCAAUUGUAGGACCUGA
Molecule: messenger RNA, 423 nt
Organism: Colletotrichum scovillei
Lineage: Eukaryota; Fungi; Ascomycota; Sordariomycetes; Glomerellales; Glomerellaceae
Exons: 2
Coding region: 1-423 (140 amino acids)
Source: RefSeq, a predicted model, not a curated record